Messenger RNA from Bombyx mandarina (wild silkworm), 2405 nucleotides. RefSeq names its product atonal bHLH transcription factor 8-like protein net (gene net). The record is from RefSeq and is a predicted model, not a curated record. Lineage: Eukaryota; Metazoa; Arthropoda; Insecta; Lepidoptera; Bombycidae. Gene Ontology annotation, molecular function: protein dimerization activity; DNA-binding transcription factor activity; E-box binding. Gene Ontology annotation, biological process: anatomical structure morphogenesis; positive regulation of transcription by RNA polymerase II. Gene Ontology annotation, cellular component: nucleus.
UGUUGAGUUGAGACGAUGUCUGCGAUCGAUUUGAAUACGCGCUGAACGUAAUCGAACGCGCGUUCGAAAUAUAAUUAUAAAUUGACAAUUUAAGUGCUUUUUAUUUUUGUGUUAAAAGACGUGCCAGUAACAAAGUUGUUUAGUGGUUUACAAAAUAUAAUUAUCUAUGACGAUUUGAAUUUUUGUUUCUUUUUUGGAUGUUCGUUUUUUAUGGCAAAGGAUUGUCACUGAAAAUGUCUAAUUUCAGUACAAAUGGAGACGCUGUCCAGUCUACUGUUAAAGAUCGUAUGUUAGAAAGAGACGCUGGUUUUGUUUCGGGUGGUGAGGACGACGAUUCAUGCUCGGGACCUGCGCACUCAGAUGACUCCGGAGUUCGGCUGGUGGAGUCUGAGACCCGGAACAAGCGGGAGCGGACACCCAGCCGACUCCAGCCUCCAAAGAAACGAAUACGCCUCAGUUCCAGUGAUGACGUGGCCAGCCCCGACAGUGACUCGCAGAACCCGUUUCGGCCGUGGUCUUUCACCGAAGAACCGCAGAGAGAGCCUUUGUCUUUAGUCAAGAAAAGCGGUGAAACUAGUCUUUUGAGGCAAAGGAGGAGACCGUUAGAUCCCCCUCCGCCCCCCGUACCGCCUAUUCCCCCGCCGCCCGAACCGCAAGGACUUCCAAGAGUGCCCCCUCAUCCGGGAGUAAUGGAGUACCCUGAAAAAUCAAAACCCAGGGAGCAAAGGAAUUACAAGAACAUGACCCGCGAGAGACGGAUAGAAGCCAAUGCCAGGGAAAGGACGAGGGUCCAUACCAUAAGUGCGGCGUUCGACACGCUAAGGCGUUCCGUUCCCGCCUACAGCCAUAACCAAAAGCUAUCGAAGCUUUCGGUUUUAAGGAUAGCGUGCGCGUACAUUGCGGCACUUUCCGCAGUCAUCGAGCCGGACAGUGACCUCAACAACGCAGUGGAUAACGUGACACACACGAUACACACUGAAGGAAAAUUAAGAAAAAAGAAGGAUGAAUCUUGAACGAAAAUCACUUGAACCUUACUUCGGUGUUCGUGAUUUUUGUUCAGUGAAAAUCCUUCGGGAUUUUUGAUAUUGUUUUAUGUAUUCUAAAUUCCAUUACAAGACAAAAAGGCAGAUCAUUUACCAAUGAAAAUUGAAAAACAUUUGUCUUUUAGAACGAUGUACUUUGUUCUUUGUAAAGCGUAAUACGAAUUUGUAAAACUAUUGAUUAAAUAUACCGUCCCAAGUGGCCUAUACAAAAUUAUAACUGGUACAAUUUUAUGACAAUAAUGUUGAAUACAAAAUUUUAAAUACCUAUUAAAUUAGGUUGUUGAUACAUUCAUAAUGAUUUAGUGUUAUGAGCUUCACUCUUAAAUAGUAAAUCUGUAGGAGUCUUUGACAUCGGCAUGCGCUUUGAAACUUAUUGCCAUUAAAAACAUAUAUCUUUAUGUUAUCUAAAAAUAUUCCUGUUACUGAUUAAGAAUUACUUAUAUAUAAAACAGCUAAAUUGGUUUGUGCGGGCAGCGCGAGAUGCGUCCGUAAAUCGAAUCUCAUUUGUUACUAUUAUUAUGACUGAUCAUUUUGAGAUGUCCUUGAAGAUGUCGUGCAAACUUACUGCGUAUUGAAAAGUUCCUUGGAAACAGGAGAUCUCUCUAAUAUUUAAAAUGGCGAUGUCAAAAUUUUUCGUCAUUGGUAGUAAAUUAAAAUAAGAUUUUUUGUUAUUGUUUGCAACACAUCUGUGCCAUUCUGACCUUGAAAAAUAAAAAAAAGAAGCCAAUAGCAGUAUCUUUGACUGAAAAAAAGACAAAAUGGCAUGUUUGCCGUUAAAAUUACCGAGAAUCCUAUCCGAAACCAUGUUAACCAUUCCUUCGACCCAGUAUUAAGCAUAAGGGUGAAACAGAGUGAUGUAAAAAUUAAAACACCAUGUAUGUGGCUUUAAAACUAAUAUAUGUAUAUUUAUCAAAAAUGAGUCACUAAUAUUAAGAAAAUAAUUAAGGGAGAUUGUUAUUGCAUUUGUGUAAAUAGUUAGAGGGUAGUUAGUAUUUGUAAUAUUUUGUAAGGUAUGUGUUAUGAACGAGAAGGCUCUCAUUAUUGUAAUUUUUUUGUAACUGGUCAUCGAUGUCAUUACACCAGCCAAAUUAUAAUACAAGUAACUUUUACGCACGUGUCGAUUACUAUAUUUAAACAUUGAAUACAAUGGCUUUGUCAUGUUCCGGAAGCUUGCGAUGCGAUUUUUUUUAUUGCCCUUGUAGGCAGACGAGCAUACGGCCCUGAUGGUGAGUGGUUACUGUCGCCCAUGGACUUCAGCAAUGCCAGGGGCAGAGCCAAGUCGCUGCCUACCGCUUAAUACUCUCCACAAGCUUGAUUAUCACGUAAAAAUACUAUUUGGGAUACUUCUAAAUUAUUCUAGCU